CCACACUCUCUCACCGCCCACAAAAACCAAACAGAGCACUCUCAAAGCUUCACCAAGUCCCCAAAUCACGCAGAGAAAACCCUAAUUUUCCAUGGCGAAGGACGUGGAGGUGCAGGAAUCCGCUCCCGAGUUCACGGCGAAGGACUACACAGACCCGCCGCCGGCGCCGCUGAUCGACCCGGAGGAGCUGACGAAGUGGUCCUUCUACAGAGCCCUGAUCGCCGAGUUCAUCGCGACCUUGCUCUUCCUCUACGUCACCGUUUUGACCGUCAUCGGCUACAAGGUCCAGUCCGACACCAAAGCCGGCGGCGACGACUGCGGCGGCGUCGGCAUCCUCGGAAUCGCUUGGGCCUUCGGCGGCAUGAUCUUCAUCCUCGUAUACUGCACCGCCGGAAUCUCCGGAGGACACAUAAACCCGGCGGUCACGUUUGGGCUGUUUUUGGCUCGCAAAGUGUCGCUGGUGAGAGCGUUGUUGUACAUGGUUGCUCAGUGCCUUGGCGCCAUCUGCGGUUGCGGUUUGGUCAAAGCUUUCCAAAAAUCGUACUACAACAGGUACGGUGGUGGAGCAAACGUUUUGGCCUCCGGUUACAACAAAGGAACCGGGCUCGGAGCAGAAAUCAUCGGAACGUUCGUUCUCGUCUACACCGUCUUCGCCGCCACCGACCCCAAGAGGAACGCUCGCGAUUCUCACGUCCCCGUUUUGGCGCCACUUCCGAUCGGAUUUGCGGUUUUUAUGGUUCACUUGGCAACGAUUCCGAUAACCGGAACCGGUAUAAACCCGGCCAGGAGUUUCGGAGCCGCCGUGAUCUACAACCAGGACAAGGCUUGGGACGACCACUGGCUUUUCUGGGUGGGACCAUUCAUUGGAGCACUAGCGGCGGCCGUUUACCAUCAAUACGUUCUCAGAGCGGCUGCGAUUAAGGCACUUGGAUCCUUCAGGAGCAACGCUUAAAUCUUUUUUUUAAUUAAUUAUUAAGCUCCCUUAAUUAAUUAAAAAAAUCCCGAUUCUGAAUAAAUCGGUUCACAAGUUCGUGUUUGUUUCGUGUAUUGAAAUGUAAAUAAAGGGGCAAAAAAAAUAUGGAUGGUUUUUUUUUUUUUUGAGUUUGGUUGUAUGUAUCCGUGUUUGUGUUUGUCAGCUUUGUCU
Messenger RNA from Tarenaya hassleriana, 1144 nucleotides. RefSeq names its product aquaporin PIP2-7-like. The coding region runs from base 92 to 952 and encodes 286 amino acids. The record is from RefSeq and is a predicted model, not a curated record. Gene Ontology annotation, biological process: transmembrane transport. Gene Ontology annotation, molecular function: water channel activity. Gene Ontology annotation, cellular component: plasma membrane. Lineage: Eukaryota; Viridiplantae; Streptophyta; Magnoliopsida; Brassicales; Cleomaceae. The transcript is spliced from 5 exons.